This is a messenger RNA of Syngnathoides biaculeatus (alligator pipefish), 3209 nucleotides long. It is a transcript of the gene rspry1, whose product is annotated as ring finger and SPRY domain containing 1. Gene Ontology annotation, molecular function: ubiquitin-protein transferase activity; protein binding. Gene Ontology annotation, cellular component: cytoplasm. The record is from RefSeq and is a predicted model, not a curated record. The transcript has 15 exons. Bases 443 to 2221 code for a protein of 592 amino acids. Lineage: Eukaryota; Metazoa; Chordata; Actinopteri; Syngnathiformes; Syngnathidae.
UGUUUUACCUAGGGCGUAUAAGGACAACGCCUCGGUUGCAACUCGUGUUUGCUAACUUAUGCAGUAUGACAGUCACGGUUGGCCAAGCUAUCUUUUAGCAGCUGCUUAGCCACAGCCCACCGUAGCUCGACACCCAUCUAACUUGACUACUUUGUAGCGUGGCUUUCUUCAGAUGCAGCAGUGUUCUCAAGCGGCUAAGACAUAAAUGUUCUUCCAUAGUUGUAUGAGACCAGGAAGAGGACCUCUGGAUCGGAGCUCUGUGAUGCUUAUGAUGUUAAAAGAAUUCAGUGCAUUCACAUCACUUGGCCCCUCUUGGUCUGCUAACCCACUGAUGUGUUAAACCUAACUUGAAAUCCCCGCUUGGAAUCACUAUGAUCAUUUGCGCUGAUCCAACCCUGCCCUUUGGGACAAGAACUCCCCAUAACCAACCUCAUCAAAUGAUAUGAUAGUAGUUGCCUGGAUCAGUUACUGUGCCUGCAGGAGCUUUGCACAGGUUCUGCUCUUGCUUUCCUCCACAAACUCUUUUCCUUCGCUGUGGGAGACCCUCGUCUGUGUGCUCACCGGCCGGGGAACCAUGGGUAAUAGCUGCGUGUGCCGGGAGGAGAGCGACACGGAGGACCAUCACCACGGGACGUCGAGAGCGUCUCGAGGACAAGCCAGGCGGGUGGACCACAGUACGGGAACGGCCGUCGAUGCAGGAGAGACUCGUAGCAGUCGUCCAAGGGACCCGGUCAGACCCCCCCGUAGGGGGCGUGGACCCCAUGAGCCACGACGUAAGAAGCAGAACGUGGAUGGCCUGGUGCUGGACACGCUGGCUGUCAUCAGGACUCUUGUAGACAAUGACCAAGAACCACCUUACUCAAUGAUCACUUUACAUGAGAUGGCAGAGACUGAUGACGGCUGGCUGGAAGUUGUUCAGUCUCUCAUUCGAGUGAUCCCGUUAGAGGAUCCACUUGGCCCUGCAGUCAUCACCCUUCUAUUGGAUGAAUGUCCCCUGCCCACUAAGGAUGCUCUCCAGAAGCUUUCCGACAUGCUGAGUCUGAGUGCAUCUGUGGCCCAACGGGAUGCGCUGAGCCCUGCCAAACACAGAAACACCACAGCCGUCCUUGGAUGUCUGGCUGAGAAACUGGCUGGACCAGCCAGUAUUGGACUGUUGAACCCUGGAACUCUUGAGUAUCUCCUAGAGAGCAUGAGCUCUGAGGCGCACCCCACUGUCAUGCUGUUUGCUCUGAUUGCCUUGGAGAAGUUCUCGCAGACCAGUGAGAACAAGCUAACAGUAUCCGAGUCUUGUAUAAGCAAGAGACUGGCUGUUCUGGAAUCGUGGGCAGAGCACUCCGACUACCUAAAGAGGCAGGUCGGAUUCUGCUCACAGUGGAGCUUGGACAACUUGUUCCUGAAGGAAGGUCGUCAGUUCACCUACGAAAAGGUCAACCUCACUCAUAUCAACGCUAUGCUCAACAGCAACGACGUCAGCGAGUACCUCAAGAUUUCCCCGAGUGGAUUAGAGGCCCGCUGCGAUGCAUCUUCCUUCGAGAGUGUGCGUUGUACAUUCUGUGUGGAUUCAGGCGUGUGGUACUAUGAGGUGAUAGUCAUUACAUCAGGUGUGAUGCAGAUCGGAUGGGCCACCAAGGACAGCAAGUUCCUCAACCAUGAGGGUUACGGGAUUGGCGAUGACGAAUACUCUUGCGCUUAUGAUGGCUGCAGGCAGCUCAUCUGGUACAAUGCUCGCAGUAAACCUCAUGCUCACCCCUGCUGGAAGGAGGGAGAUGCAAUUGGCUUCCUGCUGGACCUCAGCAGAAAGCAGAUGAUCUUCUAUCUGAAUGGACACCAGCUGCCACCAGAGAAACAGGUCUUCUCUUCCGCUACGUCUGGGUUCUUUGCAGCAGCCAGUUUCAUGUCAUACCAGCAGUGUGAGUUUAACUUUGGCGCCAAGCCUUUCCGCCACCCUCCCUCGGUCAAGUUCAGCACCUUUAACGACUUUGCUUCACUGCUACCCAGUGAAAAGAUCAUCCUACCAAGACAUCGACGUUUGGCUUUACUGAAACAAGUUAGCAUCCGGGACAACUGCUGCACACUGUGCUGUGACGUCAUGGCUGACACAGAGCUGCGACCAUGUGGGCAUGGGGGUAUGUGCAUGGAGUGUGCCUUACAGUUAGAAACGUGUCCCCUGUGUCGCCAAGACAUCCAGACUCGCGUCAGACUCAUUGCACAUGUCUCCUGACACUCCUCGUGUAAGGAGAGACGCACAAGCCCUACUGCCACCUCCACCUCCAAGUUCCUCUGGCCCGGCCAGCUUGGAGGAUGGUGCUGCAGUGAACGUACCAGAAUUAUGCCUUCUGGUCAGAGGAGGUCUUGGUGGAGGGGUGAUAAUAGGAAAGAGAGGAGCUGAGAGGAUCGGAGCCCAAACACAGCAGAACUCCCAUUUAAUGACACCUCUGCUUGUGUUCUUCUGAGCUGAAGCAAGACAAGAAUCCUGAACUUUUCACACUCUAAAGGAGGGAGUCAAAACAAAGUAAUCAGAUUACAUCAAACCUAUCAUCUGUAAAACUACGUUAGCGGAUCUCCUUUCACAAAUGAAGAUAGCGCCUGUUUAGAGGGCACUGCUUUGGGAUCUGCUAGAGCACGGUAGUAGUAAGUCGCAAAUAAAAUUUGAACCCUAAGGUACAGAGAAAUGUGAUAUAUUUCACUUUUAUAUGACUGGGUGUAAAUCUGCAGUUUGUGUUCUCAAGGUAGCAUUAUCCUUGUCUUUUCUCCGUGUUGUACUAAAAGCCCUCGGUUAAUGUCACUUGCUCUGCUGAGCUUUGACCCAGUAUGUGGAAUUUCCACAAAUCAGGACUAUCUGAUGCAUUAUUCUGAUAAAAAUGUUCGAAAACCAAAAACAUGCAGGACUCAUUUGUUUACAAAUACCUCAUUUAUUUUACAAAGGCAAAGGUUAAAUUAUCCAGUCUGACCAGAAAAAUGUACAUUGCUGCCAAUGAGCAACCUUAAAUAGAGGACUCUACUGAUUUUAAAGUCUCUGCUUGCUUUUGCUUUAUUUCAAGUCUUAGAUUAUUCUUUGCGUGCAGUGAUUUUAGUAAGGACCACAAGUACAUAAAAAAGGAGUAAUCGGGGCCCAUUUGUCCCCAACAAAGUAGUUGCUAGUAAAUAAAGGCGAACCAUCAGAGUCUUCAGUUUGACCUACAAGUGUGGCACGUUCCCACAAGUAAAUA